Thalassophryne amazonica is the source of this 2076-nucleotide messenger RNA. RefSeq names its product membrane-associated ring finger (C3HC4) 9 (gene marchf9). The record is from RefSeq and is a predicted model, not a curated record. The transcript has 5 exons. Bases 71 to 1084 code for a protein of 337 amino acids. NCBI's taxonomy places the organism in Eukaryota, Metazoa, Chordata, Actinopteri, Batrachoidiformes, Batrachoididae. Gene Ontology annotation, molecular function: ubiquitin-protein transferase activity; zinc ion binding. Gene Ontology annotation, biological process: protein ubiquitination.
CCAGCAGCUGCACCAUCCCGUGCCUGAUCAAUAAUCAUUUUCAGUCGGGCUGGAUGAAAUGUAGCCAAACAUGUUCAAGUAUCGGAUCCGCAUGUUUUUUAAUGAACUCAAAGUCCUGGUGUUUAUGCGAUCCGAUUCGAGACAGUCCGGCUCAGACACAGAGAGACGAUCCGGCACCAUGCGCGAUCUGGGGAUGGGCGGCUGCGGCUGGCCGCCGUUCGUCGACUGCCAGGGCCGGGACGACGAAGAGGAGUACUACGGCAGCGACCCGCGGCCCCGGAGCCUGGCCUUCGAGGACAAGGAGCCCAAACUGCAGGUGGGCCUGGACGCCGUGUCCCUGACCAGCACCGCCAGCAGCCUGCGGACCCCCCAGUGCCGGAUCUGCUUCCAAGGCCCAGAGCAGGGGGAGCUGCUGAGCCCCUGCCGCUGCGAUGGCUCUGUUCGCUGCACCCAUCAGCCCUGCCUCAUCCGCUGGAUCAGCGAGAGAGGAUCCUGGAGUUGUGAGCUGUGCUACUUUAAGUAUCAGGUCCUGGCCAUCAGCACCAAGAACCCUCUGCAGUGGCAGGCCAUAUCUCUGACGGUGAUAGAGAAGGUGCAGAUAGCAGCCAUUAUUCUGGGCUCCCUGUUCCUGAUUGCCAGCAUCUCCUGGCUCAUCUGGUCAUCCCUCAGCCCCUCGGCCAAGUGGCAGCGUCAGGACCUGCUCUUCCAAAUAUGCUACGGCAUGUACGGCUUCAUGGAUAUCGUCUGCAUAGGUCUCAUCAUCCACGAGGGAUCAUCGGUGUACCGCAUCUUCAAGCGAUGGCAGGCUGUCAAUCAGCAGUGGAAGGUACUGAACUAUGAAAAAUCAAAGGACUUGGGCGACCCGUUGAGUUCGAGCAGCAAGGCGGGUGCUCGCUCCUCUCGCAGUAACAGCCACGGCCUGGCCAGCAGCAGCACGGGGCGGCCGAGCAGGAGGCUAAGAACUAUUCUCAACCACCACUGUGGAUACACUAUCUUACACAUCCUGAGCCAACUGCGGCCCAACGACCCGCGGAUCAGAGCCGCCGCCAACCGGGAGGUGGUGAUGAGGGUCACCACUGUAUGAGACUCGAUCAGCAGGUGUGACGGCUCCAUCUUUGUCUCCUGGAGUAAAAUGAGCAAACGGGACAUAAGGACCUCACAUUAAACAUUAAAGUCUGUGGUAGGCGACAGUGGUCCUGUGAGGAGCUCGGUGAUGCCUGGAGCAUCAACAGACUGCACACGCUGGAGAGUUUCUCCUCUUGUUUCCUAUUUAAAAAAUAAAAAAUAAAAAAAUCCAAGCCAGAUGUGGCUUUUCAAUAACUGAGGACCUGACAAAAACAAAAAAAAGAUAAAGCAUUAAAAGACUGCAAUGAAGAAAUGUGUGGUGGGAAAGUGGAAACGUAUAAACAGGCGCCAUAAACUAAUUCAAGAGACAUUUUUUCCAGUUCAAUAUCAGGAUGCACAGGGACGUUUUGUUUGAUUUGAACCUCUCGCUUUGAUUUGUUUGUGUCCUUUUUGUUUAUUUAUUUUUAUUAUUGCUAUUAUUAUUAUGACUCAUGUUGAUUUUGUACGGAUGUAUGAUUUUUAGAGGAAAUCCUGUAACUCCAUACAUGCCAAGCAAUUCAACACAACUCUGUGUAAAGCUCUUUAAAGCUUUCCAAACCAGCCAAUGCUGAUUAUCAGACCGAAAACUGAAAAUUACACCUGACACACACACACACACACACAGAACACAACACAACAAUAAGUCAGUAAGAAGAAAAAGAAAUGAAGAUUUCAGUGACUCUUAAACCUCCUGCAAUAAUGUGUACAUUUCACAGGGAAUUUUGCAUGGGUAUAUAUCAUUUUAUUCUUCAUCACAUAACAUAAGCACAUUGCUCUAUUUCCAAUGGUGCUUGCCAAAUGAACUCUUUAAAAAUCUGAUUUCAUUGCACCACCGUUUUGUCACCAUGACAAAUGGCAGUGUGACGCAGCUGUUCCAGCUCCAACAGGUCGCUGCUGCUGUGUGCUGAUUCAGAUUUGAUAAAAAAUAAACUACUGGAUUAAAAAGGAGAUCAAAUGAUCUCUAACUACUCA